AUGGCCGCUGCGGCGCUGCAGCGCCUGAAGGAGGCCGCUCUGGUGCUUGGGGGCGGCGGCCUGAUCUUCGCCGCGCACCUGGCCGCGAGGGGUGACGAGCGCUUCUACCGCCAGUGGCUGAUGCCGGGCCUGCAGCGCGUGGUGGGGCCCGAGACCGCCCACCGGCUGGCGGUGCGCCUGCUCGCCUUGGGCCUCGCGCCCCGGCCCGGCCCGGCCGACUCGGAGCUCUUGGAGGUGCGGGCUUUUGGGCGGCGAUUUCGGAACCCGCUGGGAUUGGCCGCUGGCUUUGACAAGCACGGGGAGGCCGUGGACGGGCUCUUCAAGAUGGGCUUCGGCUUUGUGGAGGUGGGGAGCGUCACGCCGGAGCCCCAGGAAGGCAACGCCAAGCCGCGGGUCUUCCGGCUGCCCGAGGACCAGGCCGUCAUCAACAGGUACGGCUUCAACAGCCAGGGCCACGCGGUGGUGGAGCGCAGACUCCGAGCCCGGCAAGCCACUCAGCGCCAGCUCAGCGAAGCGGGGAUGCCCCUUGGAAUAAAUCUGGGCAAGAACAAGUGUUCUGUGGAUGCAGCUGCUGACUACAUUGCAGGCGUUCGCGUUUUGGGUCCACUGGCUGAUUACGUGGUGGUGAAUGUUUCCAGCCCAAAUACACCAGGAUUGCGGGCUCUGCAGAGCAGAGCAGACUUGCACCUCCUACUUACAAAGGUUCUUGCUGAGCGGGAUUCUCUCCCAGGUAAGCACAAACCGGCUGUGCUGGUGAAGAUUGCACCAGACCUGACAAGCCAAGAGAAACGGGACAUUGCCAGGAUUGUGAGUGAGCUGGGCAUUGAUGGACUGGUGGUAACUAACACUACCGUGAACCGUCCUGAGACCCUUCGUGGGGCUUCUUGCAAUGAAGCAGGGGGGCUGAGUGGGGCUCCCUUACGACAGCUCUCCACCCAGAUGGUCAGCGACAUGUAUUCUCUCACCCAAGGCCGCAUACCAAUCAUUGGAGUGGGUGGAGUCUGCACUGGCCAAGAUGCCUUGGAGAAGAUACGGGCAGGUGCCUCCUUGGUCCAGAUGUACACAGCCCUCACGUACCAUGGGCCACCUGUGGUUGGUGCCAUAAAGCAGGAACUUGAGGCCCUUCUGAGGGAACAAGGAUUCCAGAGUGUUCAAGAUGCUGUGGGAGCGGAUCAUAGCCUCUGAGGAUUCCUGGCCCAGGAUUAGUGUAACAAAAGGGAUCCCGUGAACAUCCUGGACUCAGCAGAAAGAGAGGACAUGUGUCAUCCAAGAUCCACUUUCUACUUCCUGCCCUUCAUUAAUGAUUGGAGGGGGGGAUUUGGACCUUUCUUUUUUAAAAAAAAAAUGACAUGUAACAAGAGAGAAACAGGUGUUUGUUGGCAUACAUCCUCUCCUGGGGAAGUGUAAAAGCUAAAGAGCUUUCCUGAUGUCAUGAGACUGACGCAAGCACAAGAAGGUAGAAAUGUGUGACAAAGUCAGCAAGGAACAUAGUAUCAGUGUUCCCUUUGUUGAAUCUCAGUCUCUCUCACCCUAUAAGGUUGGGAGCCCUGUACAUUGAGUAGAGGAAACCUGUUUUGUUAUUUAGUUGUUUUGGAGAAGGCACACAGUAGUUUUGGCUUUUCAAAAAUAAAGCA
Molecule: messenger RNA, 1634 nt
Organism: Protobothrops mucrosquamatus (brown spotted pit viper)
Lineage: Eukaryota; Metazoa; Chordata; Lepidosauria; Squamata; Viperidae
Gene: DHODH
Product: dihydroorotate dehydrogenase (quinone)
Exons: 9
Coding region: 1-1185 (394 amino acids)
Biological process (GO): pyrimidine ribonucleotide biosynthetic process; 'de novo' pyrimidine nucleobase biosynthetic process
Cellular component (GO): mitochondrial inner membrane; cytoplasm
Molecular function (GO): dihydroorotate dehydrogenase activity
Source: RefSeq, a predicted model, not a curated record